Molecule: messenger RNA, 4889 nt
Organism: Pteropus alecto (black flying fox)
Lineage: Eukaryota; Metazoa; Chordata; Mammalia; Chiroptera; Pteropodidae
Gene: ZNF546
Product: zinc finger protein 546
Exons: 6
Coding region: 1481-3826 (781 amino acids)
Biological process (GO): regulation of immune system process; regulation of cytokine production; negative regulation of transcription by RNA polymerase II
Source: RefSeq, a predicted model, not a curated record
CGGCGGUGCUUGCUACGACCCUGAUGGCGGUCUACAGUGCGAUCUAGGCGGUUCAGGCACCGCGGGUGAGUUAGUUGCAGUCAGGGAAGAAGUCGGCGCUAGGUGAGACGAAGCGGGACUCGUAGGAGUAGGGAAGGGGCUGCCGCCCAAGACGCCCCGGAGCGCGGAAGGGGCGCAUGGUGCCAGGAGCCUCAGGCCUGUGCGUGCGUGAGGAGCAGAGGGGGAUCGUGUGAUUGAUUCAAUGUGACAGGCGCUCCUGCCUGUCAGGUCCAGGUUGGGAUUUUGUGACGGUGGGUGCGGUUGUGAGGCCGAUCCUGGUGCUUUUCCCUCCCUCCCCUCACAGUCCCCACUUGUCUGCACAGAGCAAUGUCCGCAAGAGGAAAGUCAAUACUGUAUUCAGUCCUAGGAUGAAGGUUUCCACCAAGAAGGCACAGUCCUGGGCUUGAGAUGGGACUUUUAGAGCUAGAAGUGUCUCUGAGACAGACUUCUGGGACUAAAUGAUGGGAGUGUCCCUACUUGGAGGCGCCGUGAGUGCUGCUACGUUUUUCGGAACCACCGCAUUCUCAAACCUCUGAUCCCAGGAAUCUGCUGUGAAUUCAAGGACAGAUGCCAGCCUCCCUCUCCCACCGGUUUUAUGUGUGAGACCAGAGGAGAUUUGGCCCUGUGCUCUAAGAAAGGCCUUGUGUUUCGCAAAGUUCCUUCCUCCGCAGCCCUGCCAUUCUCCAAAAAAAGGCUCCUGAGGAGGGAAGAAUUGUUGCACAUCUAAAAGUUCAGAUCAAUGAAUUACCUGUGCUCAAGCUCACUAAAAGAAGAAAUCCUGCAGUACAGAGGAAAAAUCCAGAGUUGAAAGAGAAUUGGUUUUACAUUUACAGAAACGUGCAUUCAAAACACAGCUUUGCCUCUUCCUAACUGAAUCUGAGCGAGGAACUUUGAGCCUCUGUUACCUCAUCUGUUGGUGUUGUUGUCACCUGUGACCGUGGGCGUGAAUUCACACCUCCACAGCCUUGGUAUUGAGAGAUGAGAGUAGUAAGUGAAUUCCUGCAGGAAAGCAUGUAAAUGAGCCUGAUUAGGAAAUAGAAGUUGGUUGGAAACAGAGCCCAGAGGAUUCUGGAGGCUGAAGUUCUGGCUGGGGCAGGACUCCACAUAGGAAGUGCAUUCUGCAGUAGGAAACUGCCUCCUGUUUUCUGCCUGUAUGUCUGCCGAGUCUAGAUACUUGAGCCAUGACAGACAUUCGGGUUUGGAUGGGGCAGCCCCCUCUCAGCUCUAGAAGGUGGACGUGGAUGGAAGAGGAUCUGCUCGCGGCAGGGCUCGACGAUUUGGUCUCAGUUACAGAUCAACAUCGUCAGAAACUGGAGUGCACCAGAGACCCUUCUGCUGGCGUGCCUGGUCUGCUCUGUCUCCACACUUGAGCAGCCCUGGCUUCUCUGGACUCUGCUUCUGCAGUGGACGAGGCCCAAAGAGGACUGAGAGGUUCUAAACCAUGGCCCAGGUGUCCCUGGCGUUCAGGGAUGUGGCCGUAGAAUUCUCCCAGGAGGAGUGGGCGUGCCUGGACCCCGCCCAGAGGGCCUUGUACCGGGACGUCAUGGCGGAGAACUACAGGACCCUGCUCUCCCUGGGACAUUCCAUUCCUAAGCCAGAUGUGAUUACUUUAUUGGAGCAAGAGAAAGAGCCCUGGAUGUUUGUGACGGAAGGAACAAGAGUUUGGCACGCAGAUUCAGAAUCGAAGUACGUCACCAAGAAGUUAUUUCCAGAAAAGGAGAUUUGUGAAACACAUUUAUCUCAAUUGCAGACAGAAAAGAAUAAAUCCUUCAUCCACGAAGACACAGUUUUCAGACACGAUUUGCAGUGUAACCAUGAAUUUGAGAGACAAGCAGGACAUCAGAUGGGCUCCGUUAGUGAAACGAUAAUUCGAAAACAUACAUCUCUUCCUCUACAUCAGAAAACUCAUGCUACAGAGAAAUCAUAUGAAUGUAAGGAAUGUAGGAAAGCUUUUAGACAACAAUCAAAACUUAUUCAACACCUAAGAAUUCAUACUGGCGAGAGACCCUAUGAGUGUCAGGAAUGUGGGAAGGCUUUUUGUCGUGUGGGAGACCUUAGAGUACAUCAGACAAUUCAUGCUGGGGAGAGACCCUAUGAAUGUAACGACUGUGGGAAGAACUUUAGACUUCAUUACCACCUAACCGAACAUCAGAGAAUACAUUCUGGUGUGAAACCCUAUGGGUGUAAGGAAUGCGGCAAGGCCUUCAGUCGUGUUAGAGACCUCAGAGUACAUCAGACAAUUCAUGCUGGGGAGAGACCCUAUGACUGUAAGGAAUGUGGGAAGGCCUUUAGACUUCAUUAUCAGCUUACAGAACAUCAAAGAAUUCACACUGGUGAGAGGCCUUAUGAAUGUAAGAUUUGUGGAAAGACCUUUAGGGUUCAACGACAUAUUAGUCAACAUCAGAAAAUCCAUACUGGUGUCAAACCCUAUAAAUGUAACGAAUGUGGGAAGGCCUUUAGUCACGGCUCAUACCUUGUUCAACAUCAGAAAAUUCAUACUGGUGAGAAGCCCUACGAAUGUAAAGAAUGCAGUAAGUCCUUUAGUUUUCACGCAGAACUCACUCGACAUCAGAGAAUUCAUACUGGCGAGAAACCCUAUGAGUGCAGAGAAUGUGGGAAAGCCUUUCGUCUCCAAACAGAACUGACUCGGCAUCAGAGAAUUCACACCGGUGAGAAACCCUAUGAGUGUAAGGAAUGUGGAAAAGCCUUUAUUUGUGGCUAUCAACUUACUUUACAUCUGAGAGCUCAUACAGGCGAGAUUCCCUAUGAAUGUAAGGAAUGUGGGAAAACUUUUAGCAGUCGCUAUCAUCUUACUCAACAUCAGAGAAUCCAUACUGGUGAGAAACCCUAUGGGUGUCAAGAAUGCGGGAAGGCCUUUCGUCUUCAAGCAGAACUUACUCGGCAUCACAGAAUUCAUACUUGCGAGAAGCCCUAUGAAUGUAAGGAAUGUGGGAAGGCCUUUAUUCGUAGAAAUCAACUCGUUACACACCAGCGAAUUCACACCAACAAGCAUAGCUAUGAAUGUAAGGAAUGUGGGAAGAUUUUUAGUCGUCGCUACAAUCUUACUCAACAUUAUAAAAUUCAUACUGGCGAAAAGCCCUAUAAAUGUAAAGAAUGCGGAAAGGCCUUUCGCUUUCAAACAGAACUUACUCAACAUCACAGAGUUCAUACUGGAGAAAAACCCUAUAAAUGUGAGGAAUGUGGGAAAGCCUUUAUUCGUAGCAAUCACCUUUCUCAACAUCACAGAAUUCAUACUGGCGAGAAACCCUACGAAUGUAAGGAAUGUGGGAAGACCUUUAGUCGUCACUAUCAUCUCACUCAACAUCACAGAAUCCAUACUGGCGAGAGACCCUACAUAUGUAAUGAGUGUGGAAAUGCUUUUAUCUGUAGUUAUCGGCUUACCUUACAUCAAAGACUUCACACUGGUGAGGUUCCGUAUGAAUGUAAGGAAUGCGGAAAGACCUUUAGUCGUCGGUAUCAUCUUACUCAACAUUUUAGACUUCAUACUGGUGAGAAACCUUAUGGAUGUAAAGAAUGUGGGAAAGCCUUCCGACUUCAGGCAGAACUUACUCGACAUCACACAUUUCAUACCGGUGAAAAACCCUAUAAAUGUAAAGAAUGCGGGAAGGCCUUUAGCGUUAAUUCGGAACUGACUCGACAUCACAGAAUUCAUACUGGUGAGAAACCCUACAAGUGUAAAGAAUGUGGGAAAGCCUUUAUUCGUAGUGAUCAGCUCACUUUACAUCAGAGAAAUCAUAUUAGUGAGGAAACGCUAUGCAUAAUGUAAGGAGGGUACAAUGGCCUUUAGAAAAAUGCCAUUUUUUAAACAGCUGAGAACUCAUAAAAAUCGUCUUACUUGUUAGGCAAUGUGUGGGAAUCCCUCUUGUUUCAUGCUCGAAACUUAACAGAAAUAGUUUUUUAUAUAUUGAUAUAAAGAGUUGAAAAGUCUUGCUUAAACUUUAGUAGAUUGACACCAGCCCCAGGUGAAGGGCUUCCCUCGCCGCCCCCAAAAAAGACUUUGUUGAACAAUUAUAAAAUGCAAUAAAAUUUUUAAAAAAUGAAACCGAAAGGAAAACAGACGUACAUAAUGAAAGCCCCAAUUUUUUUUUUAAUUAUUGAUUGAAUAUAAUGGACAAAUUAGUUCUGUCAAAUCGUUGUAGAGAUUUCUAAACGCUUGCUCUCGGUGUCUGUAAUUUAACUCAGUGCAGACAAGAAGCAACACGCUGUGCACCAGCAUCAGUACAUGGACCACACUUUGUAAAGCACUGUAACAGAAAGUACUUCUGUCGAUGUGACGAACUUGGGAAAAGACUUGAACCACAGCAUAUCUGCACCGCACUUCUGAAUCCACCUCUGCCUGUGGUAUCUGGCAAAACACUUGUCCUCUCUGUGCCUCAGUUGUAAAAUGGUGAUAAUAGUAUUUACCUAAUAGUACUUUUGUGAGGAUGAAAUAAAGAAACAAAACCUUUAGAAGGGUAUUUGCUCAAUAAAUAUAAUUGUUAUUUUCAUCAUUAGUGAUAUUAUUAGUAAAUAUGUGUGAGAGGAAAACCCUGAGUGUAAGGAAUUUGUAAAAGCCUUAUGUUACUUUUCACUCCUUAUUUCAAUUGAGAUAAUUGUGGAUAAAUUUCAGUAAAAUAUUUAUUUCUAAAUCAGAGCUAAUCUCUGAAAACUAAUGUGAGAAAGAUAUCUCUAGAGUCGAUGAAUGUUAUUUCAAUUGAGAUAAUUGUGGAUAAAUUUCAGUAAAAUAUUUAUUUCUAAAAUCAGAGCUAAUCUCUGAAAACUAAUGUGAGAAAGAUAUCUCUAGAGUCGAUGAAUGUGAAGUUUAUGUAAGUAAAGCUUUGGAAGAAUCA